GCGCCCUCGUCGUCGAAACUGGCGUACUGAGUCGAUCUAAAGAUCACUUGGUCACCGGAUUCUUUUGCCCUCCCUUUCUUUUUUUAACUUCUUUCUAUCAUUUAUCAUUCUUCACUUGAAGCAAGUGCUGGUGGUCCGCAACCUUGGCAGCAAUGCGUUGACCCAGGCAACGGUUCCAUUCCUGACCUUCUACAGAGCCUCAUAUCCUCGACAUGCGGGGUACUGGCACGGCUCUCUUGGGGAUUUUCACGUUGCCGUUGCUCGCUCGAGCAUCUCCGCCAGCACCACCUGUUCUCGUGCGGGCAGGACCACCGCCAAAAGGUGCAAAUCUUCCUGCCGCUGCACCUGUUGCUUCAACGACAAUAACAGCCUCUGUCGUUUCUCCAACUGCCUUGCCACAAUCGGUCACGACGACAAAGACGACUGAUGCCCUAUCCGUCAUAAACUCGAAGACUUCAAGCUCCACGAGCAGUUUUUCUUCAACUGCUGUGUCGACCUCAGCAACUUUUGCAGCGCAUAGUCCAAGUCUCAGCGUCUCCAGUUUGCCAAUGGCUUCAGGAAUUUCGAAUGAGGAGUCCACAGACCGGCAUCGAACUUUGGUCAUUGUCCUUUCCGCAGUUCUUGGCUUCGUGGGCCUGGUCCUGAUUGUGGGGUCCAUUUUUCUGCUGUACCGCUAUCGCCAACAGCAUUCACCCUUCGGCCACCGCGGUGCGUCCCCAAUCGACGAUUCAGAAAUUGAAUCGUGGCGUCGGAACACUAUCGAUCAGAAAAGCCCGCCGCCAGCUCACCUUGCGUCGGAAAAGCCAGAGAUCCGUCCUCUUACACUCGGAAGUCCUCCAGGUUGGACAUGGGCAGCAUCACCUACUUCAAUCCAGACAGUGAUGUCUCCCGCCUCCCAAUAUCCUGAUUCCCCAUCCUUUCUAGCCAAAGCUCCGAAUUCUCGGAUCGGUCUCACCGAUGAGACGGUUCCAGGUGCGGAUCCUUUUGUUGGCACAGUAAAACGACAGAACUCUCGAUUAUCGAAACCGCCUCCUGGCCAUACCAGGACGAAAAGCCGGAGGAGCAGUAUGAGCGCCAAGAGUGGAGGGAGCUUCAAAUGGCAAAUUCGAGAUCGUAUCAGUAGCGACUCGAGGAGAGAUGAAAGUAACUUCUCGUGGUUUGACCCAGAGGAUGAAUCUGUCGUCAGCCAGCUAAGGACGGAUCGCACCAGCAGCUCGAACAGGGCUUCACUAUUUGACGGCCUUGCAAUGGCAGGCCUUUCACCAAGGCCCCAACCAAGACAGGACGAGCACAGUAUGUAUAUUGGUAGAGCUAUCGGAUAGCUGUAGCCGGAAGGGUCUGCAGGACGAGAACACCACACCAAUUGAUUGACUUUAGCGUUGGCAUUUGGACCAUCGAUUCUUUUUUAUUUCUACACAUGGGGCUCUUGCUCAUAGGGAAGGUUUGGGAUUGUCCCGAUAAAGACAUCCCCUGGUGGAAAGCACCAAUGCCGGCGAUGCAUUGUACAGGCGCAGGGACGGGAUGGGACUAGCGAACACUUGUUCCAGCAAGUCAGAUCACUGUGGCUAUAUGUAUAUACUGCUCGAAUCUGCUGCAUCUGUAAAGUAUUGGAUUUAAGAAAGAAUUAAAGUUCGAAAUGAUUGGGUUCCGGCUUUAUGUAGCAUGUCGGCGACAUGGCCGGUUAUAAUUGCGGUUCCCAUGCCUUUGCCGAA
Hyaloscypha bicolor E is the source of this 1712-nucleotide messenger RNA. RefSeq lists its product as uncharacterized. The record is from RefSeq and is a predicted model, not a curated record. Lineage: Eukaryota; Fungi; Ascomycota; Leotiomycetes; Helotiales; Hyaloscyphaceae. The coding region runs from base 213 to 1322 and encodes 369 amino acids. The transcript has a single exon.